Molecule: messenger RNA, 745 nt
Organism: Synchiropus splendidus (mandarinfish)
Lineage: Eukaryota; Metazoa; Chordata; Actinopteri; Syngnathiformes; Callionymidae
Product: cell death-inducing p53-target protein 1 homolog
Exons: 5
Coding region: 38-493 (151 amino acids)
Molecular function (GO): zinc ion binding
Source: RefSeq, a predicted model, not a curated record
ACAGGCAGGAGGUGUCACUUGGUUGCAGGCACACAAUAUGGUAUACUAUCAGACCACGACUCCCCCGACAAUAUCUGCUCCUCCUCCACCUCCUCAUAGAAGCAGUGUGCCAACAGUAUUUCCAAACGGUGUGCCACAGCCUCUUUAUGACAACAUCAGCCCACUACCUCAGACUUCACAUGCCGUGGGCCACCCUGCCACAGGUGUGGUGUCGACGCAGGGGUUGCCUGGUGAAGCUCCUGGACUGAUGUUCUGCCUUCACUGCCGGACCACAGUGGUCACCAUUGUCAAUCGUGUCCCUGGAGGUCUGCAGUGGCUUUUCUGCUUUAUCUCUUCAGCACUAUGCCUCUUCUGUUUUGCCUGGAUCCCAUUCUUCAUUGAUGCCUGGAAGGAUGUGGAGCACAGCUGUUCCAGGUGUGGGCAAGUCCUACACAUCUACAGACAAAUGAGGAGAGAAAAUGAACCAAAGAGGAAUUGUACGCCCUGGUGUUAACACACAGCUGUGAGCAGAGAAUAUUGAAUGUGGAUUCAUUGUUAAGAGCUACUGGAUGGACAUAUUUUCUUUCUGUAGUUUGUUGUAACUCCACCCUCCAAAUAAAAUGCCCUGGAUAAAUGAGAAUAAGACUAAGAAUAUAGACUCUUAUUUCUGAUCUAGGCCGAUAUUAAUAGAUAGAGAGAAACAGGUCACUGACAAUGAAAUAUCUGAAAAACUUGACGUUGCCACAUGUUCAUCAAUUCCUUUGUG